AUGUCGACACUGGAGGAGCUGGAAAACGAACCGCAAUUGGAGAUCGACCAAGAGAUCUUGAACUUGUCGACGGGUGACAUUAUCAAUAGGACGAAAAUGAUGGAGAACGAGAUCCGUUUGUUCAGAUCGGAACUGCUUCGUCUCCAGCACGAGAAAAUUGCCAUGCUCCAGAAGAUCGAGGACAACAAGUUGAAAAUCAAAAACAAUAAGCAACUCCCGUACUUGGUGGGUAACGUGGUUGAGUUAUUAGACAUGGAGGCUGAAGCGGAGGCCAACGAGGAAGGCGCCAAUGUCGAUUUGGACGCUGCCAGAGUGGGUAAAUCGGCCGUUAUCAAGACAUCCACGAGACAAACCGUUUUUUUGCCGCUGAUCGGGUUGGUGGAGCCAGAGAAAUUGAAGCCUGGUGAUCUUGUUGGCGUGAAUAAGGAUUCGUAUCUGAUCUUAGAUCAAUUGCCUGCAGAAUACGACUCCAGAGUGAAGGCCAUGGAAGUGGACGAAAAACCUACUGAAACCUAUGCGGACAUCGGUGGAUUAGAUAAGCAGGUUGAGGAGCUGGUUGAGGCCGUCGUGCUGCCAAUGCAGCAGGCUGAGAAGUUCAAAAACCUGGGAAUUAAGCCGCCUAAGGGCGCUUUGAUGUACGGACCUCCAGGAACGGGCAAAACGUUGCUUGCUAGAGCAUGUGCCGCGCAGUCGAAUGCUACAUUUUUGAAACUGGCUGCUCCCCAGCUGGUUCAAAUGUUUAUUGGUGACGGAGCCAAGCUGGUGCGGGAUGCGUUCGAGCUAGCCAAGGAGAAAUCGCCAACUAUUAUUUUCAUCGAUGAGCUGGACGCCAUUGGAACUAAGAGAUUUGACUCUGAUAAGUCUGGUGAUAGAGAAGUGCAAAGAACCAUGUUGGAGUUGCUUAACCAGCUGGACGGUUUUGACUCCGACGACCGAGUCAAGGUCUUGGCUGCCACCAACAGAGUGGAUACGUUAGACCCUGCCUUACUGAGAUCGGGUAGGCUGGACCGUAAGAUCGAGUUCCCGCUGCCAUCUGAGGAGGCCAGAGCUCAAAUUCUUCAAAUUCACGCGAGAAAGAUGACCUGUGACGAUAACGUUAACUGGCAAGAACUGGCCAGAUCUACAGACGAGUUCAAUGGUGCACAGCUGAAGGCCGUGACUGUGGAGGCAGGAAUGAUUGCAUUGAGAAACGGACAGUCUGUCAUCAAGCACGAGGACUUCGUGGAAGGUAUCAGCGAAGUGCAAUCGAGAAAAAACAAGUCCGUUUCGUUCUAUGCAUGA
Molecule: messenger RNA, 1281 nt
Organism: Ogataea parapolymorpha DL-1
Lineage: Eukaryota; Fungi; Ascomycota; Pichiomycetes; Pichiales; Pichiaceae
Product: 26S protease regulatory subunit 6A
Exons: 1
Coding region: 1-1281 (426 amino acids)
Biological process (GO): proteasome-mediated ubiquitin-dependent protein catabolic process
Cellular component (GO): proteasome regulatory particle, base subcomplex
Molecular function (GO): ATP hydrolysis activity; proteasome-activating activity; ATP binding
Source: RefSeq, a predicted model, not a curated record